Cuculus canorus (common cuckoo) is the source of this 4170-nucleotide messenger RNA. RefSeq names its product ubiquitin like with PHD and ring finger domains 1 (gene UHRF1). The transcript has 21 exons. Lineage: Eukaryota; Metazoa; Chordata; Aves; Cuculiformes; Cuculidae. Gene Ontology annotation, biological process: negative regulation of gene expression via chromosomal CpG island methylation. Gene Ontology annotation, molecular function: protein binding; ubiquitin protein ligase activity. The coding region runs from base 594 to 2981 and encodes 795 amino acids. The record is from RefSeq and is a predicted model, not a curated record.
UCCACAGCUUCGGUCAUUUUAUCAGCCAUUGCUUCUUUUGCCUCACAGGCAGCAUCCAUAGCGGAUGUCACUUUGGUGGAAACCAGCUGCUUGGUGUCCGAGAUGACCUGGAACAGGGAGAGGCAGAAAAAGUUCUAUCAAGCAAGAGAUCAAGUCAUGGCUUCCCCAGGAAAAGCUUUUGUCUUACCUUAUCUGCUGGCUGUUGAAGAAAAGGCAAGUUCUCCUCCAGCUGGUCCAGUCCUUUGCAGGCGUAUUCAUUUACGAGUGCAACUAGAGAAGACAACAGUAACAGUGUCAUGUCCAUGAAACUCAAUGGGUUCCUGGAGUGGCUGCGUGGAAGACUCAGUGCCGUAACUAACUGGAGCAAUGUUCUAUAGGAGAUCUCAAAAACUGGUUUGAAACCAUCAAUUAAGCUUCCUGUUGUCUGUUUUUAAGAUCAGUGGGGGAGGAAACUGAGGCACAGGAAGCAAGCAAUUACUCCCGUUUUUUUCUGGAUGUUGGCCUGCACACAGACAGCGGCCGUCAAGAGCCAGUGAUGAAAUUGUCAUUCAGGGUGUGAAGUGCCAGAGCAAGCCAGCACCGUUGUGGUGGUGAUGGUGAAACUCUUUUUGAGGACCGGCGCCAUGUGGAUCCAAGUGAGAACGAUGGACGGGAAGGAGACGCGCCGCGUGGAUUCGCUCUCUAAGCUCACUAAAGUGGAGGGGCUGCGCCUCAGGAUACACGAGGUGUUCGGCGUGGAGCCCGGCCGGCAGCGCCUCUUCUACCGCGGCAAGCAGAUGGAAGAUGGUCACUCCCUCUUUGAUUACAGCGUUGGACUGAACGACAUCGUUCAGCUCCUGGUCAGACAAAGCCCAGCAGUGCUUCCUGCUGUUAGCAAGGAAAAGGAUCCGGAGCUCUCGGACACGGACUCUGGCUGUGGCUCAGGCCAAAGCGAAUCUGACAAAAGCUCCCACAAUGAGGAAGGAGCCGUGGAGCUGGCGGGGCAGCCGAGCACCGCGGAGCAGCCCGACUGGACGGACCCAGGCUUUGGCCUCUACAAGAUCAAUGACUUGGUCGAUGCUCGAGAUAUGAACAUGGGAGCGUGGUUUGAAGGCAAGGUUGUAAAUGUAACCAGAAGAAAAUCUGCCAGUGCAUCAGCGAACAGUGGCACAGAUCCCGAUGAGCUGACAGGCGUUCCUGAAGAAGAUGUGAUCUAUCACGUGAAAUACGAAGAUUACCCAGAGCAUGGAGUGGUAGAGCUGAGUUCGAAUGAUGUACGGGCUCGCGCACGGACUAUUUUGAAGUGGCACGAGCUGGAAGUAGGACAGGUGGUGAUGGUCAACUAUAAUCCUGAUGAUCCGAAAGAGAGGGGGUUUUGGUACGAUGCGGAGAUUCUGGAAAAAAGGGAAAUGAAAAAGAACAAGGAGAUAAAUGCAAAGAUCUUACUUGGGGAGGCUGGUGAUUCCCUCAAUGACUGCACAAUUACGUUAGUGGAUGAGAUUUAUAAAAUCGAAGAACCAGGCAGUGCCUCUCCAUUUAGCACCGGUCCAUUAAAACGACAAAAUGGACCCGUGUGUAAAGCUUGUAAGGACAACCCAAACAAGACCUGCAGAGUUUGUGCGUGCUACAUCUGUGGAGGUAAACAAGACCCAGACAAACAGCUGAUGUGUGAUGAGUGUGACAUGGCUUUCCACAUCUACUGUCUCAGCCCUCCCCUGAGCGCUAUCCCGGAUGAUGAGGACUGGUAUUGUCCUGAAUGUCGGAACGAUGCAAGUGAGGUGGUUUUAGCAGGAGAGAAGUUAAAAGAAAGUAAAAAGAAGCAAAAGAUGGCAUCUGCGAAUUCGUCCUCGCGGAGAGACUGGGGCAAGGGCAUGGCGUGUGUGGGUCGCACAAAGCAAUGCACCAUUGUCCCCUCGAACCACUACGGACCAAUUCCUGGGAUUCCGGUUGGCACCAUGUGGAAGUUCAGAGUUCAGGUGAGCGAAUCCGGCGUGCACAGGCCGCAUGUAGCAGGCAUACACGGCAGGAGCAAUGACGGUGCCUAUUCCUUGGUCCUGUCUGGAGGCUAUGAGGAUGACAUCGAUCACGGGAAUUCCUUCACGUAUACAGGGAGCGGAGGCCGUGAUCUUUCUGGGAACAAACGCACAGCGGAACAGUCGUGUGAUCAGAAACUCACCAACAUGAACAGAGCUCUGGCUCUGAACUGCAGUGCCCCCAUCAAUGACAAAAAUGGAGCCGAGGCCAAGGACUGGAGGGCUGGGAAGCCGGUCCGAGUGGUGCGGAAUGUCAAAGGAGGCAAGCACAGCAAAUAUGCUCCUGGAGAAGGGAACAGAUACGAUGGGAUCUAUAAGGUUGUAAAAUACUGGCCUGAGAAAGGGAAAUCUGGAUUUUUAGUGUGGCGCUACUUACUUAGGAGGGAUGAUGAAGAGCCUGCUCCUUGGACCAAAGAAGGAAAGGACAGGAUGAAAAAGCUAGGCCUAACGAUGCAGUAUCCUGAAGGGUAUUUGGAAGCUAUGGCAAACAAAGACAAGGAAAAAGAAAAUGAUGGAGAUGAAUUUGAUACCCCAGGAAAAGGGAAGAGGAAAAGGAAAUCAGCAGGUGGGGAGGAAAAACUCAUUAGCUCUCCUACAGGGACUCCAAAGAAAACUAAAGUUGAGCCAUACAAGCUGACUUCUCAGCAAAAAUCUCUUAUAAAAAGUGAUGAAGCCAAUGAAAAACUAUGGAAUGAAGUACUAGAAGCUCUCAAAGAUGGACCGAAAUUUCUCAGUAAAGUGGAAGAGGCCUUCCUGUGCAUCUGCUGCCAGGAGGUGGUCUUCCGGCCAGUCACAACCGUCUGCCAGCACAACGUCUGCAAGGACUGCCUGGACAGGUCCUUCCGAGCCGAUGUGUACAGCUGCCCCGCCUGCCGCUACGACCUCGGCAAGAACUACACCAUGCAAGUGAACAAAACACUGCAGACCAUCCUCACCCAGCUCUUCCCUGGAUACGGCAAUGGACGGUGACUCCGUAAAGCACUUCUAAUUUUCUUUUGUUCAAACUUAAUGGGUUUUCAAUGGGCUUAAUUUAAAAAAAAAAAAAAAGUAGUCUGUGUUCUCUCAGACCCCUAAAAAGUUUAAAGUCUUCCUUGUUUUUAAAAAACUAUAAACUUCAAGGAAUAUCCUUUUGUAUGUUUGUGGGUUUUGUUUUUAUUCUAAAUGUUGAACUCUGCAUCUGUGUCCCCCCCCGCCCCAAACUGCCAUUCAUCAGCACAAGAUUAUACUCAUCAGCACAAGAUUCUAUUUUAACGGACUUAGAGAUGCUCCUGGUAAGGCUGCUAACGUUUCCAAAUGUUCUCAGAGUGCCCUUUGGCCUCUGCUUUUUUCUAUAAAUUGUUUUUUUUCUUAUAAAAAAAAAUGGCUUGGUUGCUAGAACAAUCUUCACUGCUUGGGGAUUUGGCCAUAAAGGCGGAGUUGAGCAUCACCUUGGCAGCAUUUUGAUGCUCUGUUUGUCCAAGAUGGUUCCUGGCUUAUGAUCUUUUCAUCACAAAUGAGUAUUUGCUAAUUUUUUUGAAAGAACUGUUUUUUUUAUACAUUUGACAAACCUAUCAGAAGCCAUUUCCUGCUCAUUUUGUAUAUCGAAAAACUCAAGCUGCUUGCGUAUCGCCGAGCGGUUGGAGCAAUAUGAAGUACUACCUCAGUUGGACUUCUUCCGUGCGGGGAACUGUUUGAUCGGCCAGGUGCUGUCUCCAAUCCAGAUGUGCCAUUGGGAAUAUCCUAAAGCCAUUCCUAAGUGCCUUUUGUCCUUUUCCGAAAGACUGGGCUCGGAAUCACCAUCUCUGUCCUUUUUAGAAGCACUGAAUUGUUUAAACAUGCCAGCCGGAGUUCAUUCCUUGGGUCACCCAGAACGCUGUAGCUGCAUGCAAUUAGUGUGGAUUUGCAGGCUGCCAGGUUUCCUCUAAUGCCGGGUAUAUAACGGUAACGUGAUUUCUAUUCCUUGUUUUGCUGCCUUUCUGCCUGGAAAUGGAGAAUAACUAAUUCUGACUGGUUUAGGGCUUUUUUUGUUGUACGUGACAGCGAGAGGUUUCUGUGAAGGGGCGGUUGUCCUCUACCAUGGCCAAAGUUUGCGGUCCCAUACCUCAGCCAGACAAGGAUGGUUUUAAUCACACUUCACUGCAGACAGACUGGAACAAAUGUGCUUAUUUUUGGUUUACUU